GGAGGCGGCGGCGGCGGCGGGACGGGAGACGGAGGAAGGCGGCGGGGAAGCGGUCAUGGGCGCCUGACGCCCGUCCCGUCCCGCCGCCGAGGGACGAUGGCGCGGCCCCGCGGCGGGCGGUGGUUGCUGGGCGUCCUCCUCGCCCUGUGCCGCUUGGCCGCGCCGCUCGCCAAGAGCCUGGAACCGGUCUCCUGGAGCGCCGGUAACCCCAAGUUCAUGACUGGGAAGGGGCUGGUCAUCUACCCGGAGAUUGGGGAUAAACUGGACAUUAUCUGCCCCAAGGCGGAGCCGUCCAAGCCUUACGAGUACUACAAGCUGUACCUGGUGAAAAAGGACCAGGCAGAUGCCUGCAGCACCGUCAUGGACCCCAACGUGCUGGUGACGUGCAACCGGCCCGAGCAGGAGAUCCGCUUCACCAUCAAGUUUCAGGAGUUCAGCCCCAACUACAUGGGCCUGGAGUUCAAGCGGCAGCAGGAUUACUUCAUCACAUCCACUUCCAACGGGACGCUGGAUGGCCUGGAGAACCGGGAAGGAGGGGUCUGCCAGACACGCUCCAUGAAGAUUGUCAUGAAAGUGGGGCAGGAUCCGAACGCGGUGAUCCCAGAGCAGCUGACGACGAGUCGGCCGAGCAAGGAGUCCGACAACACCGUGAAAAUCGUCACGCAGAGCCCACGCAGCAAGGUCCCCGCGGUGGAGGAGCCCGGCAAGCCGGGCUCUGUCAACCAGGACGGCCAGGAGACCCAAGGACCCAGCGACGGCUUCUUGAGCUCCAAGGUGGCCGUCUUCGCGGCGAUCGGCGCCGGCUGCGUCAUCUUCAUCCUCAUCAUCAUCUUCCUCGUCGUCCUCCUGAUCAAGAUCCGCAAGCGGCACCGGAAGCACACGCAGCAGCGAGCCGCAGCCUUGUCCCUCAGCACCUUGGCCAGCCCGAAAUGCAGCGGGAACGCGGGCUCCGAGCCCAGCGACAUCAUCAUCCCCUUACGGACUACAGAGAAUAACUACUGCCCGCACUACGAGAAGACUGCGGCCGGCCAGGGGGCAGGCGCCAUGCCUUUCCGUGCUCGCUCGGACACCGCCGGCAAUCCCGGAGACUCCACCUCCCCUUUUCGUUUGGGAAUUUCCCUGCGUCACCCCUACGUCCUUGCGUGAAGUGCCCGUGCGCCUGGCGCCGCAUCGGCCGCCGCUUGGGUCCCGGAGCCCGGACCGAUGCCGGGGCCGCGGCGAGGAGCCUCGGUCCGAGGAGGAGCGAGCAGCCGCGGGGGGAGGAGGAGGAUGCUUUGCCUAGGUGCCAAGAUGCAGACAACUGUGCAGGGAGGAAGCUGGCAAACCCGAUUUACUACUACUACUAUUAUUAUUAUUAUAAUUAUUUUAAUUUUUUGUAACAUUUUUAUUUUUGUGAAUUCCGGGCGGGACUCCGGCCCGCCGCCUUCGGGCACACGCCAUCACCUCCUUCCAGCACGCCGUCCUGCCGGCCGCGGGGCAGACCCCGCUGCUCCCGCCGCUGCCCUUUUAAACUUUUGUGUUUGUAGCUGUUGACUCUUGUUUUAGUCUCUUUAUAAAAAGAAAGAAAGAAAAAAAAAAAUUAUAUCUAUACCAUGUCUCAAGCAUUCAGUGCGCGAGAGUCCGGGUGCUCCUCCUGCCCCGCGCGGAGCAGCAGCCUUGGCCCGGCAGCUCUUCCCGAUCCCCCGAGGGCAUCCCGCUGCGGAGAAAAGCCUUUCCUGAGGUUUUCCAUCGGGCUGGGGCUGAGCCUGCUGGAAGCGAAGCAGGGCGCAGUGGGGGGGCAGCAGGAGGGCAGGGGGUAGCUGCAGCCCCCGGUCCCAUCCCCUAGCCGGCGAUGCUGCGGGUGGCUGUCCUUGGAAAGGAAAACUGGAAGACAAAUGUUCCCGACCCGCAGCCCAUGCCUGGGGGGGAGCUGGGGGUGCCAGGAGGAGGCCAGUGCUCGGGGCUGGAAGCCCCCCAGGGAGGCAUCCCUCGGGCUGGUUGUAGCACCGGGCUUGGCUUGGUUGGGAGCGGAGCUGAAGGCUUCUCCACCCGCCUAGUUUACCAGGACAACCCGGUGCCCCUCUGCCUUUGGGGACCGGCACCCUGCCCGGCCAUGCUCCUGGCACAGGAGCAUCACCCAGCCGUGCCACCUCCCGGGGGUCCCGCAGCCUGGGCUCGCUCUGCCCUUGCCUUGCCUGUCGUCCUGCCCGAAACUGGAAGGGCUUGAGCCUUGGGCUCUUCUGGCAGGAUCAUUCCCAGCUUCCUCUUCCCGGGAGGACUGGCCAGCACCGUAGCGGAUGCCGGCGAGCACGGUGAGGCUGGCGGUGCCCGUGGUGGUACUCUGCUGCCCGCCUGUCCUCGGGCUGUCCCAGCCUGGGGGCCGGCGGCCGCCCCCUCCUUCCUCGCUUUCUUUUCCUUUCAGAAGUAGCUGCUUUUGCUCAGGGAGCAAGCGUGGGGCGGGCGGUGCUGCUCCCCCGGGGGCGGCUCGCCACGCUGCCGGGCGGUGGGUUUGCCGUGGCACGGGGCUGCCUGGCCUGGUUUGUCCUCGCCUGUCCCCAAGGCCCCGAAACCCGCGUUAGGAAGUGCCCAAAGAGCGAGAGAGCUGCUCUGCAAAAGUGCCUUGAUGAGGAGCGGGCAGGAGGGGCAGAGCAGGGGACGGUGAAACCCGGCGGCUCGGAUGCUGCGCUGGGGGUUUGGCUGCGGUCCUGAGCGGGACGGGAGCAUCCCUUGGUGUCGUGUUGUUGGUGUUUGGUUUUUUUUUUUUUAAAGGUAGGAGUUUGAGCUGGAGCGGAGCAGGCUGCCCCAGCUCUCCUCCUGCCCUUGGCAUCCUGAGGUGAGGAUGGCUUCCAGGGCCCUAAACAGGCUACUGCCCUCGGGAGAGAAGAGCCGCAGCGGGUGCUCUCCCCUCCCCGGCCCUUCUCCCCGCUCCCCUGGCCCACCGUGUAGCACCUUUCAGCCCCCUUUCCUCCACGGCAUCUGUGCCGGCGCUGCCCACCCUGGGCUGCUGAAGGGCCGGGAGCUGCCCCAGCCGGAACCCCCCCAUUCCCCGCAGUGGGACGGGGUCUGCUCUCAGAAAUCACAGAGAAUUGUGUCUUAAAGAAAAUCCCCCUUUCCCUCACCAGUGCCCUCUUCCCUCUGCAAAAUCACGACCUGCAGUUCCCGAAGUGAGCAGAGCCGCGGUUGGGCGGUGGUGAAGGUGGUGAAGGAUGCUUUAUCGACGGAGAGUUUUUCCCCGCAGCCCGGGGAGCAGCGGCUGGCGUGGAGGUUGGGGGAUGAUUUAGUUUUGGUUCGGUUUUGGAGAGGAAAGGAAGGAGCGUGACCACGGGUCGUACCAAAAGCAAACUGACGGCACCGCGUGGCUUCCCACGGUGGCUCUUCCCCGGCGCGGUGGCUGUCCCCAGCUGGGCUGCGGCUCAGCGGCCCCCAUCAGCUCCACUCCUGUUGCUGGGGGCAGCUGAGAAACCUUGUAAAUAUGUGAAGAAAGGGUGAAAUCUGAACUCUUGGUUUUUGCUGAGCACCUCGGUCUGCUGGGUCCUGAAACAGAGUGUGUCCCUUCGGUUCUUUUCAUUGAAAGCAUUGAAGUUUGGUUGGUUUUUUUCUUUUUUUUUUUUUUUCCUUCCCCCCUUUUAUUUGUGUAAAUACUAGUCUUUUUUGGAAGAAAUAAUGUAAAGAUGUUUUGUAUAAACUCUGAAUUAUU
Molecule: messenger RNA, 3676 nt
Organism: Gymnogyps californianus (California condor)
Lineage: Eukaryota; Metazoa; Chordata; Aves; Accipitriformes; Cathartidae
Gene: EFNB1
Product: ephrin B1
Exons: 6
Coding region: 97-1146 (349 amino acids)
Biological process (GO): axon guidance; ephrin receptor signaling pathway
Cellular component (GO): plasma membrane
Molecular function (GO): ephrin receptor binding
Source: RefSeq, a predicted model, not a curated record